Molecule: messenger RNA, 3846 nt
Organism: Lates calcarifer (barramundi perch)
Lineage: Eukaryota; Metazoa; Chordata; Actinopteri; Centropomidae
Gene: trip6
Product: thyroid hormone receptor interactor 6
Biological process (GO): cell-cell adhesion
Cellular component (GO): focal adhesion; stress fiber
Source: RefSeq, a predicted model, not a curated record
CACACAUCGGGAAUGCAGUGAGGAGCUGCGGCUGCUGCUGAAGGCCUCAGGAUCCGUGACAAAGUAGGUUAACGACGCCCAACCUAAAAGAAAGUUAUUUCGGGACAACUUUCACUGACCUUUGGACAUUUAACCGGAGGUGUAGAUUGUGUUUGUCUGGCUCAUUCCAAGCGAUGAGACCGAAAGGAAGAGGGGAGUCACUGUAAAGGUACUGUAAAAGCCUGCCAUGUCCGGUCCCACCUGGCUUCCACCGAGGACUCUGGACAGCCCAGAGCGAGCCGUCCCCCAGAUGUCCCACUCUGCAGGGUCAGCCAUCUACAGAGCCCCCAACAAGAAGGGCGUGUCGGACUUCCGGCCAAAAUAUGGUCCCUAUGACCAGAACGGAGGAGGAGGAGGAGGAGGAGGAGGGAUGGCCAACAGAUACAUGGCUACUGGACCUACAGGUGGACCCAUUCAUCAUCCAUCUAGCGAUCACUAUUACUCCCCCGCCCAUGGUCCCAAAGAAGACCGCACCUGGAGCCCUCACAUGGAUAGCUACGAGCUAAUGCACCGUGGACCUGAGAAGCCAGUGAGCUAUCACUCUAAAAUUGAUGCUGAUAUUGACUCCCUGACCAGUAUGCUUGCUGAUCUGGACAGCCACCCACAGGACUCCAGCACACAACUGUACGACAACGUGGCGUACGACAACGUGCCUUACAACAAAUACCUCUCAGGGGAUCACUACAAACCUGCACACCAGAGCGCAGCCCCUCCUCAGGGUCGGCCAUCCAUGGGCUACCCCCCCCACCCCCAGAGCCAAUACCACCCGGCUCCUCCUUACCCCAGUGAUCACCAGACACCUCAGUACUCCACCUCCCACCAGCAGGACUACUACUCCUCCUCUUCAACCCCUAAGCCUUACCCACAGCCCGUCCCGGCCUCCUACACCACCGCCUCGACCCCCACCGGGCCCAGGUUCAGCGUCCAGGUCAAGACGGCGCAGCCUGUCACCUACUCGCAGACGGGGAGGCAGGCGGAGCAGGCCUACACCCCGCCCCCUCCUCGCCAGCACGUGUCACGCCCCCCGCCCCAGACUCAGGCAAGUCCUCAGGGCUGGUACCCUCCGCACCCAGGUUCACAAGCUCAAGAUCUGCACUCUGAGGCCGGGUACAAGGGGAGCAGCUCAGGUUCUGGAGGAAGAGUCAGCCAGGUUCCAGUAUCUAAGAGAGGGAUGGAGAAUAAUCAGACUGGGUCAGGAGCUGCACAGAGUUCUGCUUAUCAGUCCAGCAAGGGAAUAGCAACAACCAGGCCUGAGGAGGAGCUGGAUCGACUCACUAAGAAGUUGGUAUAUGAUAUGAACCACCCCCCUACAGAGGACUAUUUUGGUCGCUGCGCCCGCUGCGGUGACAACGUGGUCGGCGAUGGCAGCGGCUGCAUUGCCAUGGAGCAGGUGUUUCACGUGGAGUGUUUCACGUGCAUCACCUGCCACGCCCGUCUCCGAGGGCAACCCUUCUACGCUUUGGACAAGAGGAGCUACUGCGAGAGUUGUUACAUUAGCACACUGGAGCGCUGUUCAAAGUGCUCCAAGCCCAUCCUGGACCGUAUCCUGCGGGCCAUGGGAAAGGCCUACCAUCCGCGCUGUUUCACCUGCGUUGUCUGUAACUGCUGCUUGGAUGGGGUGCCCUUCACUGUGGACGCCACGUCUCAGAUCCACUGCAUAGAAGACUUUCACAGAAAGUACGCUCCUCGCUGCUCAGUGUGUGGUGAGCCCAUCAUGCCUGAGCCGGGCCAGGAAGAGACGGUCAGGAUAGUGGCUCUGGAUCGUAGCUUCCAUGUCAAUUGUUACGUCUGUGAGGAAUGUGGUCUUCUGCUGUCGUCUGAGGGGGAGGGUCGAGGCUGUUACCCGCUCGACGGACACAUCUUGUGCAAGAGCUGCAGCGCUCGCCGCAUCCAGGACCUCUCGGCCAAAAUCUCCACCGACUGUUGACGGGCUCUGACCAUGACUCGACGCACGUUGCUUUGGUUCCCUCUGUUGGUCUGCAGCUUCAAUUUCAUUUACAGAGGAACGUUUUCUGUUUUACUGAUUCAAAUGAGAGAGUUAACAACAGAGCUGCCGCUUCCGUUUCAUUCAGAUGUCCUACCACAUUUUCCUCGUUUUUUUUUUGUUACGCAGCUGCCCUGCUUUUCAUAUUUAGCACAGUAUUAGUACGACAGUGGCCUGACCUGCAGGCAGCUUGGGCUCCACUUACCAUUUAUCCACACCGGUACUGUUCACUUAGUAGCUUGCACAUUUUUAUCACCGUCAGAGACAAUGAAAGUAUGGAGAGAAAUCACAGAUUUAGGCCUGAACACAAGUAUUUCUGUAGAGUAGUGACACCUGUCUACACGAUGGGAUCUGUACAUUUGUAAAACACUAAACAUCAAAGUGCAGAACUGCCUCAAAACAAGAAUUUUAAAAGCACAUAACAACGACUGUGACUGUACAUACAAAAGUGACUGGUUUUGGUUUGACAGUGAAACUCUACUGGAGAGCAUGUAGCCUUUAGUGUGGUGAAUCUUUGCAGUGAGGUAGCGUCAUAGAACGAGAAAUGUAGACGAAAGGAAUGUGUAGUUACUACAACCCACCACCCCUUUGUUUUUGUUUUUUUUUCUCUUUAACUUUUAAUGAAUGCGAGUAUAACAUUUGCUUUAAUACAUCUUAUCCAUCUCAGCGUUCAAACGUCACAGUAUCAUGUCGUUUAGCUGAUAAAUCAGAGCUCGUUACAGGAUUAUCGCCAUUUUUUCAAUCAUGCGGAUAAACGUUCUUGAAUGUCUACGAUACACAAUCUUGCUUCAGUUUUUGUUUAAUAUUUGUUGUUUGGUUGAUACUUGACUGUUACAUUGAAGAUGAUGGUGCAAUGAAGUCAAAUGCUUUCUUGUGUCUAAAGGAAUACAGGGUGUUUGUCACUUGCGCGGCUUGAAAACAUCCUACUGUGUGAAGCUUGAGCCACAUGUGAAGAGUCUGUAUAUAUGGGGAAAGUAUGAAGCUAAAGUUGUAGUAAAUUUAAAAGUAUAUUGGUUCAGUUCAUUUACUUGACAAAUACUUUUAAAUACCAGUUAUUCUUUACAUUAGAUGAAAUAAAAGUGGAAUUAAUGCGAUGGAUUUCCCCCCAAAAGAACUGGACAGUGGUUUUGGAUUACAAGCCUUCACAUGUUUAUUUUUGUUCAUCUUGCACUCAUGUGGGCCAAGUUGUCAUAUUCUGAGACUUUGGAGCUACAGUAUUUGUUAUGAUUGUGUUUAACCGCUGUCUUUCCGUCCUCAUUUUGUAUAUGUGUAACUUAAAAGGGCUAGAAAUUCGAAAGCCUUACCUCAAGGAUGUCAUUCGGUUUCAUACUGAUCCUGUUUUUGAAACUGGGUUUGUCUGUGAAUUCUGCGUAUGUUGUGACAGAACUUGAUCAUGCUAAAACAGCUCAUUUCUUUGUUAAUUUAUCUCAUAAUGUAUAUACUGUAUUAGCAUUAAUCUGCUUUUUAUCAUCUAGCUAGUCAUUUCAUUCAUGCUCAGAUGUGUCAUUUUAAAAAUCCUGAAUCAUGCCAACUCAUCUCUUCAUCAUCUUUACUGUAUGUUCUGUUUGAAAUGCUGUGAAUUAGAGUUUGUAGGUCAAAAAUCUGCGGUACUGCAGCAGACUUAAGUCCGCUGAUGAAUUCACACCGAGAGGAAGGAGGAGGAAGAGGAGGAGAAGGAGGCCAUUUUGUACUGAAUAAACAGGUUGUUGAAGUAGAAGUGACAGUUAGUUACAUGAAUGGGAGAGCAUGUGAACCCAAGGGUGGAUUUUCUCCUAAUGCAGGUUGUAGUAACAUAAUUGAUUAUUAAAAUGUCAGCAAAUUCA